Molecule: messenger RNA, 1101 nt
Organism: Cannabis sativa
Lineage: Eukaryota; Viridiplantae; Streptophyta; Magnoliopsida; Rosales; Cannabaceae
Exons: 4
Coding region: 1-1101 (366 amino acids)
Source: RefSeq, a predicted model, not a curated record
AUGGAAUUUGAGGAUCAACUUUUACUCUUAAUGAUUUUCUAUUGGUAUGUACGUCGUAAACGCAACUAUUUAUCUAGAGUUAAAGAUAAUACAUCAACUCUAUCUGGUGCAAGAUACACUUUGGAGUUGUUAUAUGGCUCAAAUCGACAAUGCAUAGAGUUGAUGCGGAUGUCCCGUGAUGCAUUUGUUCAUUUGUGCAAUCAUUUUAGACAAAGAGAAUGGAUUAAAGAUAGUAAGCAUGUAUCAGUUGAAGAAAAGAUAGCAAUGUUUUUAACUAUCAUAGCACAUAAUGAGCGAUUUGUUGUCAUGAAGCGAAGAUUUCAACACUCUUCACAAACUGUUCACAAAUAUUUUCACGAGGUUCUUGAAGCAAUGAUGCAUUUUGCAAAAGAGAUGAUAGUACCCACAGUUGAUCUUGAUUCCAAUAUUCCAGCUGCUCAAAAAAAUAUUAGAAAAAUUUUCAAGGGGGCAAUUGGUGCACUUGAUGGAACACUAGUGCAUGCUGUAAUCCCACUUGAUAAACAAACUGCUUAUAGAGGAAGAGGAAAGGGAUGGGAAGGAGUAGCACAUGAUUCGCGAGUUCUAAAAGAGAUAGUAGCCAAUCCAAAUAAUUGUUUUCCAUUUCCUCCUCCAAAUAAGUAUUACCUAUGCGAUGCAGCAUAUCCAUGCUCUCGGGGAUUUUUACCUCCUUAUCACAAUGUUCGAUACUGGUUAGGAGAUUAUCGCCGUAGGCGUGCUGUAACAAAAGAGGAGAAGUUUAAUCAUGCUCACGCUCAACUUAGAAAUGUUAUCGAACGUUCAUUUGGAGUUUUGAAAGCAAGAUUUCCAAUACUAGAUAAGAUGGCUCCAUAUGAGUUUCAUGUCCAAAGAGAUGUUGUUAUUGCAUGUUUUGCAAUUAACAAUUUUAUCAGGAAGGAGCGUAUCAAUGAUGAAUUAUUCAAUCAAUUUGAUCAACCUCAAGUAAUCUUUGAGGAAGGACCAGAAGAACAAAUAAUGGAGGAAACAAAUGAACCCAGUUGGAGACCAGAAGAUGCACAGUUCAUGAACAAUUUGAGAAAUGAACUUGCAUUAAAGCUAAUGCAAAAAAGAGGAAAUAAUUGA